AGGCUCGGGCUGGGGCGAGCGCGGCUGGGACCGCUCAGUACUAGCCCCGGAGUGUGGAACCCAGAGCUGGGUGCCGGCGCCGAGCGUGAAGGGCGGCAGGAUGUUCAGCUGGUUGGGGCGGCAGGCGGGCGGGCGCGAGCGCGCGGGCGGCGCGGACGCGGUGCAGACGGUGACGGGCGGCCUGCGCUCGCUCUACCUGCGCAAGGUGCUGCCGCUGGAGGAGGCGUACCGCUUCCACGAGUUCCACUCUCCAGCUCUGGAGGACGCCGACUUCGAGAACAAGCCCAUGAUCCUGUUGGUGGGUCAGUACAGCACCGGCAAGACCACCUUCAUCAGAUACUUACUGGAGCAGGAUUUCCCAGGCAUGAGGAUUGGUCCGGAGCCUACCACCGAUUCCUUCAUCGCUGUGAUGUACGGAGAGACUGAGGGCAGCACCCCAGGGAAUGCUUUAGUCGUGGACCCCAAAAAGCCAUUUAGAAAGCUUAGUCGCUUUGGAAAUGCUUUUCUGAAUCGGUUCAUGUGCUCCCAGCUGCCCAACCAGGUUCUGAAGAGCAUCAGCAUCAUCGACAGCCCCGGCAUCCUCUCUGGGGAGAAGCAGCGCAUCAGCCGAGGGUAUGAUUUCUGCCAGGUCCUGCAGUGGUUUGCUGAAAGGGUUGACAGGAUCAUCCUGCUCUUUGAUGCUCAUAAACUAGACAUCUCAGAUGAGUUCUCAGAGGCCAUUAAAGCCUUCCGGGGCCAGGACGACAAGAUCCGCGUGGUGCUGAACAAGGCGGACCAAGUGGACACACAGCAGCUGAUGCGGGUCUACGGGGCCCUCAUGUGGUCCCUGGGCAAGGUCAUCAACACGCCUGAGGUGCUGCGUGUCUACAUCGGCUCCUUCUGGGCACAGCCUCUGCAGAACACGGACAACCGCCGUCUCUUCGAGGCCGAAGCCCAGGACCUCUUCAGAGAUAUCCAGAGCCUGCCCCAGAAGGCAGCGGUGCGCAAACUCAAUGACCUCAUCAAGCGAGCCCGGCUGGCCAAGGUACAUGCCUACAUCAUCAGCCACCUGAAGAAGGAGAUGCCAAGUGUAUUUGGAAAGGAAAACAAGAAGAGAGAGCUUAUCAGCAGGUUACCAGAAAUCUACAUUCAGCUACAACGAGAAUACCAGAUUUCUGCAGGAGACUUCCCUGAAGUCAAGGCGAUGCAGGAACAGCUUGAGAACUACGACUUCACCAAAUUCCACUCGCUGAAACCCAAGCUCAUCGAGGCCGUAGACAACAUGCUGAGCAGCAAGAUCUCAUCCCUGAUGAGCCUCAUCAGCCAGGAGGAGACAAGCAUGCCCACGCAGCUCGUCCAGGGCGGAGCCUUUGAAGGCACCUCUGAGGGCCCCUUCAACCAGGGCUAUGGGGAGGGUGCCAAGGAGGGCGCCGACGAGGAGGAGUGGGUCGUGGCCAAAGACAAGCCUGCCUACGAUGAGCUCUUCUAUGCUCUGUCACCUGUCAACGGCAAGAUAUCGGGCGUCAAUGCCAAGAAGGAGAUGGUGACCUCCAAGCUGCCCAACAGCGUUCUGGGCAAGAUCUGGAAGCUGGCUGACUGUGACUGCGAUGGCAUGCUGGAUGAGGAGGAGUUCGCGCUGGCCAAACACCUCAUCAAGAUCAAGCUCGAUGGCUACGAGCUGCCCAACAGCCUGCCCCCCCACCUUGUGCCCCCCUCUCACAGGAAGUCCCUGCUGAAGGAUGACUAAGAUGCAGGCUGAAGGCGGGCCACAGCAGGGGAGUCAGGGGACCUGGGCUUGAGGCCUGCUCUGCCACUGACUCAUUGAAGGACCUUGAGCAAGGCACUGCCCACUCUGUGCCUCGGUUUCCCCAUCUGUAGAAUGGGGAGGACAGACACUGGACACUAGAUGAGGUCUUUUCACUUUCGGAAUUCCCAUGAGUUUCUAUUAAAAUGUUGGGGGAGGGGGGGUGCCAAGGAAGGAUAAGGAGAUUGAAGGGUUGAGAAGAAAGGGAAAUUGUCCAGAGAGUACUUGGCAGCCUGGAGAAACACAUAGAGAUGGGCUUGGUGGACUCCCAGGAACCUUGGGGGACUAGGCUGGGGCUUGCCAGGAGUAGCUGGGUCUUUGGGGCUGCCUGGGCUGCUUGUCAUCAUGAAUGACCUCCGGAGCACCUGUCCAUUCCUCAGAGGGCACCAGGAGGCAGCAAAGACUAUCUUAAUUUAUUUUGUUUUCUUCUAUAUUUAGAGUGGGAAAAAAAUAGAGCAGAGUUUCGGCUCUCUCCAGACUGUCUACCAAAGAGAAGAAGACUGAUGUCCCCGGGUGUGGGAGGAGGAUGCAUUGUGUCUGAGCACCCCAUCCCUUUGGCAGGCCCCAGCAGAGAGGGCAACCGAGCCCCGGGGCCCCUCUUUCCCGGCACCCUGCUGACCAGAUCACCAGCCCUCCCAGACCUUCCUUCUGCGGCCUUCCCAGUAAAGCUGUAUUUUAUUAGGAAUUUGGACCUCAACAACCAUUAACCCCGGCAAGACUUCCAGUUUGCAUUUCAAGUCAUGUUGCAAUCUGGAAGGAAAAGAGGGGGUUCUCCUUAGUGGCCCUGUUCCUAACCGUUAAAUGUCUCCAAACCACCUUGGUUGAAGACAGGAUUUAAAUUCAGUGAAAACCUGUCUUGCUGUGUGCAGUGUCCCAGGCUCUGUGGACACAGGUGAAUGAGAGACCAGCCUUGUCCUGGGCUGGUGACUACAUGAGAUCAGUCUGCCAGAGUUAGACAUUGGUUUUGUGAAAACAGGCAUUUAUGAUGUCCAGUGAUGUUUUUUCCCCUCUACAAGAUAAAAACCUUUAUAUAGAAACAAAGUGGAAUCUUACAUAUAAAACCCUUUCCUUCAGGGAUUUGGGCACUUAAUACCUUUGUGUUGGCUCUGAGUGUUCUUUCCCCCAAAUCCCCCGAGUAAACCUCCCCGGACCUCUUGUUCAGAUGCCGGUGUCAGGAGAAGGUGGUUCGUUCUUACCACCACCCUCCUCUGUGGGUACCAGCAGAGGGAGGCAGGUGCCUUUCAACAUUAUUAUUUAUGCAAUAGAGACACAAAAUAGCAACGGGUACAAGGCGUGGGGCCCUGCUGGCACCAGAAAUGAAUGAAAUCAGAACAGUCCCACUGAACCUUCCAAAAACCAUACAAUGAUUUUUUUGACACCUGCCUCUGGUAACAUCAAGGCCAGAGAUGAAGAUUUAAGAGCAAAUAUAUAUGUAUUGAUGUAGGGAAGCAUUUAGGUCCAGAUGCCAACCCUCAUACUCCCAGUUUACUUUCUAAAUAGUUUUUAUUUUAUUA
Molecule: messenger RNA, 3297 nt
Organism: Otolemur garnettii (small-eared galago)
Lineage: Eukaryota; Metazoa; Chordata; Mammalia; Primates; Galagidae
Gene: EHD4
Product: EH domain containing 4
Exons: 6
Coding region: 101-1726 (541 amino acids)
Biological process (GO): endosomal transport; endocytosis
Cellular component (GO): plasma membrane; cytoplasm
Molecular function (GO): GTP binding; protein binding; calcium ion binding
Source: RefSeq, a predicted model, not a curated record